Molecule: messenger RNA, 1596 nt
Organism: Macrobrachium nipponense
Lineage: Eukaryota; Metazoa; Arthropoda; Malacostraca; Decapoda; Palaemonidae
Product: dipeptidase 1-like
Exons: 11
Coding region: 75-1328 (417 amino acids)
Biological process (GO): proteolysis
Molecular function (GO): metallodipeptidase activity
Source: RefSeq, a predicted model, not a curated record
GUUGAACUGAACAGUGCGCAGAGCCGCAGACGCUGGCUUCCCGCGUUGACUUGGAGACUCCAUAACCUGCCAAGAUGCUGCUGCAGAAGAGAAGGCUCCUUCACCUGGUGGUACUAAUUGGUAUUAGUGCCCAGCUGAUCUCCGCUGGUUCGUUGCACUGGGGCAAUCGCCCUUUCGAAGAGCGACUGGAACAUGCCAAGCGGAUUCUUAGAGAAUCACCGCUGAUUGAUGGCCACAAUGAUGUGGCCAUGGAUAUCCGAUCUGUUGUCCAGAACAGGCUGGAAGAAUUCCCCUUCGACCAAAACCUGACGGAGAUUGAGCCCUGGGCAUCCAGGAUGGCCUGCAACACUGAUUUGCCCAGACUUCGGGCCGGGUUGCUGGGAGGUCAGUUCUGGUCAGCCUUCGUCCCAUGCUCGUCUCAGUACAAGAACGCAGCCUCACAGACCCUGGAACAAAUUGACGUCAUCCACAGAUUGGUGAAAAAAUACCCAGAUGAUCUCCAGUUCGUAGAUUCCGCCGAUGACAUCCUUGCCGCCCAUGCCAACGGGAAAAUAGCCUCCAUGAUCGGGGUCGAGGGAGGUCACAGCAUGGACGCAUCCCUAGGCGUCCUGAGGACCUUCUACAACGCUGGAGUUCGGUACAUGACGAUCACCCACUCGUGCAAUACGCCCUGGGGCGACACCGCUGGAAUGGAAGACACGCCUGAGUUUGACGGACUGAGUCCGUGGGGCAAGAGCGUCAUCGGAGAGAUGAACCGUUUGGGGAUGUUCGUGGACUUGGCUCACGUCUCCGCUCAGACGAUGCGAGACGCCCUGGAGGUCAGCGUUGCCCCCGUCAUCUUCUCCCACAGCAAUGCCAGGGGCGUCUGCGACGUUCACAGGAACGUCCCAGAUGACGUCCUUCUGAGGCUGCGCGAAAACGGAGGAGUCAUAAUGGUCAACUUCUUUCCUGCGUACCUGUCAGACGACCCCAACAGCGCCAACAUCAGCAGCGUUGUAGAGCACAUCAACUACAUCCGGGACCUUAUUGGCGAGGAUUACGUGGGCAUCGGAAGUGAUUUCAACGGCGUUCCCUUUUUCCCCAUCGGCCUGGAGGACGUGAGCAAGUACCCUCACCUCUUCGCCGAGCUUCUGCUGGACGAGGAACGGUGGAAUGACGAGUCCCUGAAGAAGCUGGCAGGGCUGAACUUAAUCCGUGCAUUCAGGGAAAUGGAGAAGGUACGAGACGACCUGUCAGGAAUGUCGCCUUUCGACGAACCUAUACCCAGAGAGGACAUUGUGGAUCACCUGGAUUGUGUGAACGAGUGGCCCAAACCGAAGGAAUUGUAAACAGCUUCCCACUCUUCCUCUAAGACCCCUCGUAGGCACAGUUUUCAUUUCCUUGUAGCAGAUUGGUAUCAUAGUUUUUUUUUUUUUUUUUUUUUUUUUUUUUUUUUAAGUCGUUUGUUUCUCAGAUUUCAUUUAUAAUCUUGGUAGUAGGAGUCUGUGCACUGUAGUUUUCUUUUGUUUGGUUCAGUAGUUAUACAAUGAAUUGAUAAUCCUCAUUUGUAAGGUACAAUUCUCUCUCUCUCUCUCAAGUUGUUCUUUUCGCUUUCUC